Messenger RNA from Cuscuta campestris, 1886 nucleotides. The record is from the annotation of a GenBank genome assembly. Lineage: Eukaryota; Viridiplantae; Streptophyta; Magnoliopsida; Solanales; Convolvulaceae.
AACUGUCUUGAAGGACAUCGAGAUUGGGUAUAACUUUGUUUGAGUUAAAGACCAAGCUUUUGUCUCCUGACCUCUCCUCUUCCCUAUAAUACACUCACCAACAUUUCUCCUCAUCAUAUGCAUAUAUCACACAUCUCUCUUUGUCUCUCACAAACUCACAACUUUGAAAAGAAAAAAAAAAUCUUGCAACCUCUGAACACUUCUUGGUUGAAAAAAAAAACCAUUGGAAGAAGAAGAACAAGAAAGGAAAUGGAAAACUAUGAUAUCUUGUGUAUUUUCAUACUAAUAGUCACCCUCUUUCUCUGUGUGUUAACUUCAUAUAGUAUUAUCCUUUUGGCUGCUGCAACAAGAAAGAAGAAAGCAAUAAAGCUCCCUCCAGGCUCAAUGGGAUGGCCAUACAUAGGCGAAACUCUUCAACUCUAUGCUCAACACCCAAACAUCUUUUACUCCCACAAACACGCUAGGUAUGGGGAAAUUUUCAAGACUAGGGUGUUGGGUUACUCUUGUGUGAUGAUGGCUAGCCCGGAGGCUGUGAGGUUCGUGCUCGUGACCCAUGCUCACCUGUUCAAGCCCACGUACCCGAAGAGCAAGGAGGAUUUGAUCGGGCCGUCGGCCCUCUUCUUCCACCAAGGAGACUACCACUUGGGCAUUAGGAAAAUGGUUCAAAGGUGCUUAAGCCCAGAGGCCAUAGCCACCUUUGUUGCAGACGUUGAGGGCAUCACGUUGUCCGUGUUGGGCUCUUGGGAGGAUGGCGAGGUCGUCACCACCUUCUCCCAGAUGAAAAAGUUGUCGUUCGAAGUUGGUAUCUUGGUUAUAUUUGGACAAUUGGAGGAUCACUACAAGGAAGAGCUAGGGAAGAAUUAUUCCAUCGUUGAGGAAGGGUUCAAUUCGUUUCCAACAAGGAUUCCGGGUAGUCGAUACGCCAAAGCUAUGAAGGCAAGAAAGAGGCUGAGCAAAACACUAAGUGAAAUUAUGGCAGAGAGGAAGGAGAAGAAGCCAUCACAGAAUGAACUCUUGAGUUGUUUCCUGGGUUCUAAAGAUGAGAAUGGAAUGUGUCUCAAUGAUGACCAAAUUGCCGACAACAUCAUCGGCGUUCUUUUCGCUGCUCAGCACACGACCGCAAGUGCCUUGACUUGGAUCGUCAAGUACCUCCACGAUGACCCCAAGCUUCUUCGCUCAGUCAAGGUUGAACAGAAAGAAAUUGGAGAAUCUAAUACGAAAGGAACUCACCAUUUGACAUGGAGAAACACCAGAGAAAUGCCCCUUACUUCCAAGGUUGUCUUGGAGAGUUUGAGAAUGGCAAGCAUUAUAUCUUACACUUUCAGAGAGGCUGUGAAGGAUGUUGAAUACAAAGGGUACCUAAUUCCUAAGGGCUGGAAGGUUAUGCCUUCCUUCAGGAAUUGUCAUCAUAAUCCAGCUUUCUUUCCUGAUCCACAGAAAUUUGAUCCUUACAGAUUUGAGAAAGCUCCAAAGCCGAAUACAUUCAUGCCUUUUGGCAGCGGCGUACAUGCCUGCCCUGGAAACGAACUUGCCAAGCUUGAAAUGUUAAUAAUGACACAUCAUCUCGUUACCAAGUUCAGGUGGGAAGUGGUAGGGGGUGAAAAUGGAAUUCAGUAUGAUCCAUACCCAGUUCCUAUACACGGGUUACCAGCCAAGUUUUGGAGGGAAUCUGAAGAAACAUGAAGCAGCAGCUUAUUCCAUCUGUUUGAUAUUUUUUGUUUAUCAAUUGUUUCCUUUUAUUGUUGUUUUCUGUGUCAGAGGAUCAUGGAUCCUGAGUAGAUUUCUAGCGAGCUUAGACACUUGUACAAUGUCUUCUACACAGCUAAAGGAUGGUGUCAAUGGAACAAAACCUAUAGAAUUUGUUUGAAUGAAUUUUAUUCCCUCCU